Hordeum vulgare subsp. vulgare (domesticated barley) is the source of this 1997-nucleotide messenger RNA. RefSeq names its product putative transcription factor bHLH041. Lineage: Eukaryota; Viridiplantae; Streptophyta; Magnoliopsida; Poales; Poaceae. The transcript has 7 exons. Gene Ontology annotation, molecular function: protein dimerization activity. The record is from RefSeq and is a predicted model, not a curated record. The coding region runs from base 108 to 1685 and encodes 525 amino acids.
GGCGCCAGUCAGAGACAGAGUACAAAAACGGCCAUGAACCUUGGAGCCAGCGGCCUCCUAAGGUGAGACCGUGAGAGGGACGCCCGCACGGUGCGGUCGCGGUGCCUAUGGACUCCGUCUUCGCGCUCGCGGCGGUGCCCCGGGCUCUCGUCCUGGAGCGCGCGGCGGCGCGCGUCCCCGGCUGCCUCUACCUCUGCCUCUGGGCGCCGGUGACCGCCCAGCUCCCAUCCAGCCAUUUGUUCUGCUUGGACGCGUGGAUCGCCGGCGGCGGCGGCGGUGCUCGCGCACGGGCGGGCUUCGAGGCGUACCGGGGGGCGCUCUGCGCCGUCGUAAGCGGGUGCGUGCCCGGGUGGGCGUACAGGGAGGGCCGCGCCUACAUGGAGCUGCCGGAGCCGGACCUGACGUCGUCGGCGUCGCUGCAGGUGCAGCAGCAGUUCUACCAUGAAGCCGGCACGAAGAUGGCGGUGUUCAUGGGAUGCGAGAGCGGCGAGAUCGAGAUCGGUCUGUCGACUACAUCGGUGGCAGCGGCGGCCGUGGCGGAUCACGUGCACCAGUCGUUCCUGGAGGACCUCCUCCAGCUGCCGCCGGCAGGGCUGUCGUCCUCGUCCUCCCCCGUGCCGUCGCUCUCCAUCGGGAGCCCGGAGUACUCCUCUCUCAUUCGCGCAAUGGCGACGCCGGCAGCAACGGCGGGCGAGCCAUCCACGCAGCCACUGCUGAUGCAUGCGUCGUCGCUGCCCGGCUUGCUCGCGCCGAUCGUCGAAGCCAACGACUACGCCUUAAUGGCGCAGGCAAUGCUCGCGGCCAUCCCCUCCCCCGGUGCGUCGACCACCUCCACGCCGCCGCCUCCGCCGUGUCCUCCCUGGCUGGCCAGCCACCGCUCGCAGCGGUCAUCGCCGCGGCGGACGACGGCGUUCAAACCGUAUCGCGCGGCGCUCUCGCCAAGGGCGCGGCCGCGGCCAGGCGCGCCGGGGCAGAGGAUGAUCAAGACAUGCAUGUCGCUCCUGGCAAGCGUGCACAUGUCAAUGCGCAACCAGCCGGAGCUCGCCGGCGCGCACCACGAGCCACCGCCGUCCAGCACCAGCCAGCUGCACCACGUGAUCUCGGAGCGGCGCCGGCGCGAGCGGCUCAACGACAGCUUCCAGACCCUCAGAGCUCUGCUCCCUCCCGGGUCCAAGAAAGACAAGGCCAACGUCCUUGCGAGCACGACAGAGUACAUGGCCAAGCUGGUGUCCCAGGUGACCCAGCUCCGAGAGAGGAACCUGCAGCUCGAGGCGGAGCUCGGCCUGAACCCAAGCGCAAGCGAUAUCAAUAACCCCUCGGGGAAAACAGUGGAGGUCGAGGUGACCACCGGGGCGUCGACGUCGACAUCGACAUCAUCGACGACGCCGAGUCAGCAGCCGCGGGAGGUGGGCGUGCGGGUGACGGUGCGGGCGGAGUGCGACAUGUCGGACAUGCUGGUCUCGCUGCUCGCACGGCUGAAGGACGCCGGGGGUUUCAUGGUGGUGGCCGCGGAGGCGAGGCAACAGAGCAGCGCGCUUGCACGGGCCAGCCUGACAUUGCGGAUGACGGAGGCUGGAGACGUCGUCGACGCGACACGGCUCGAGGAAGCUCUGACGAAGGUCGUCGAGGACGCGGUGAUGAAGACGCCGCCGCCGCCGGUGGUGCCACCCCCGAGGUCGCCGUAGGUAGGAUGCCAGCAUUGACCGUGUCAGGGAGCCCGAGGAGGAGGCAGGAAAAUGACUGUGUUUGGUGGCAAUGGCGCCGUAUGUUUCUCGUUCGUUCUCUCGUCUUUUAUCCAUGUAGUGCUGUUGAGCUUUGGUAGUUUUGGGUCAAGAUUGAAGGCCCCUAUUUAUUUUAGUGUAACGUAGUCUUCAGCUUGAUGAUACUAGUUUAUUUCUGUUUUACGGGAGUCAGCUUUGAUAAUUUAUUUUUGUUUUGAGGGAAUCAGCUUGAUGAUAGGUCUAUUGAUGGCCCAAUGUUGCAGUUUUGACAUGAAA